UAAAACUCAAUUUUUUUCUAAUAAAUACUUUAUCCUCUUCUUUAUUUUUUUCAAAAUGGAUAUCUGUGAAGCUGUUUCUUCUAUUCGAAAUAAAAAUAAAAUCAAUAUUCAUGGCUAUCUCAUGGUUAAAGACAAAAAAAGAAACAACUCAUAUUACUGGUAUUGUAAAAAACGGGAUCAACUACGAUGCAAUGGACGAGCUACAACUAUGUUUACCAAAAAUCAAUAUCACCUUGUAAAGUUUACAGAUCACAACCAUGCUGCAGAUGCAAGCCAAGUUAAAGUUGUAAAAAGUCUCAAUUUAUUAAAAGAACAGGCCCAACAAACAAAUGACCAGCUUGUACAAGUUAUUCAAAGUGUUUUGGCUGGUAGUUCAUAAGAAAUAGGUUCUCAUUUGCCAUCUCGUGAUGCACUUCGUCAAGCUGUCAAAUGAGUUAGACGUGCUAAUUUACC
Rhizophagus irregularis DAOM 181602=DAOM 197198 is the source of this 453-nucleotide messenger RNA. RefSeq lists its product as uncharacterized. Lineage: Eukaryota; Fungi; Glomeromycota; Glomeromycetes; Glomerales; Glomeraceae. The record is from RefSeq and is a predicted model, not a curated record.